AUGGCGGUUUCAGCUAACGCCUCUCAAUUCCCUCACCCCCAAAACGUUCCAAACCCUCACUUCCCCAAAACCCACAACCUCCAAACCCUCAGCUUCUCCACCAACCUCCAAACCCCCCAUAUUUCUUCCAGAAAAAUCCAGGAAAUCACUGUCUGCAGCACCUCCUCCGUCGCCACCACCACCUCUCAGAACCCCAACUCCGACUUAAACGAGCUCUGCCGCCAUGGGAACCUCGAGAAAGCUCUCAAGCUCUUGGACUCCAUGCAGGAGCUUCAAGUCAAAGUGGAUGAAGACGCUUAUGUUGCUCUGGUUAGGCUCUGCGAGUGGAAGAGAACGCACGAGGAUGGUGCUCGUGUGUACAGGUAUAUAUCGAAUUCGAUGACCCUUUUGAGCGUUAGGCUUGGGAAUGCGCUGUUGAGCAUGUUUGUGAGGUUUGGGAACUUGGUUGAUGCUUGGUAUGUGUUUGGGAGAAUGGGUGAGAGGGAUGUGUUUUCUUGGAAUGUGUUGGUUGGUGGGUAUGCGAAAGCGGGGUUUUUCGAUGAGGCGUUGAGUUUGUAUCAUAGGAUGUUGUGGGUUGGGAUUGUGCCUGAUGUGUAUACAUUUCCUUGUGUUCUAAGGACUUGUGGGGGAGUGCCGGACUUGGCGAGAGGGAGGGAGGUUCAUGUUCAUGUGAUUAGAUUUGGGUUUGAGUCGGAUGUCGAUAUUGUGAAUGCUUUGAUUACAAUGUAUGUGAAAUGUGGGGCGGUUGGUAGUGCGCGGGUGUUGUUUGAUAGAAUGCCUAGGAGAGAUAGGAUUUCGUGGAACGCGAUGAUUUCAGGGUAUUUUGAGAAUGGAGAGUGUUUGGAAGGGUUGAGAUUGUUUCUUAAGAUGAGGGAGUUUUCAGUUGAUCCGGAUUUGAUGACCGUGACUAGCUUGCUAUCUGCUUGUGAGGUUCUUGGUGAUGGCAAGUUAGGGAGGGAAAUCCAUGGCUAUGUUAUGAAAACAGAAAUGGUGGAGGAUGUUUCGGUGUGUAGUUCUUUGAUUCAGAUGUAUUCGGUUGUUGGGUAUUUGGGGGAAGCGGAGAAAGUCUUUUGUAGGAUGGAAGAUAAAGAUGUGGUGUUAUGGACAUCCAUGAUUUCUGGUUAUGUGAAUAACGCAUUGCCUGAGAAGGCUGUGGAAACCUACAAAGUGAUGGAGCAGGAAGGUAUUAUGCCAGAUGAAAUAACUAUAGCUACUGUUAUAUCUGCUUGUACUUGUUUAGGGAAUUUAGAUUUGGGUAUUAAGCUUCAUGAGCUUGCUGACAGGACCGGCCUUAUAUCAUAUGUGAUAGUUGCUAAUACUCUCAUUGAUAUGUAUUCCAAGUGUAAAUGCAUUGACAAAGCACUUGAAGUGUUCCACCAGAUCCCAGCAAAGAAUGUGAUAUCUUGGACUUCAAUCAUACUCGGUCUUCGGACAAACAAUCGGUGCUUUGAGGCUUUGAUUUUCUUUCGGCAAAUGAAGCUCGGGUUAAAACCAAAUUCUAUAACCUUAGUUUCUGUCCUAUCUGCUUGUGCUAGAAUAGGAGCUCUGAUGUGUGGAAAGGAGAUUCAUGCUCAUGCAUUAAGGACUGGUGUAGCAUUUGAUGGUUUUUUACCCAAUGCAGUUCUAGACAUGUAUGUAAGGUGUGGAAGGAUGGGAUCCGCGUGGAACCAGUUCAACCAUAACAAGAACGAUGUCACAGCAUGGAAUAUCAUACUAACUGGAUAUGCCCAGAGGGGGAAAGGAAGGAACGCCAUCGAACUAUUCCACACAAUGGCUGAGUCAAGGGUAGACCCAGAUGAGAUCACAUUUAUGGCACUACUAUGUGCUUGUAGUAGGUCUUGUAUGGUGAGUGAAGGUUUGGAGUAUUUCAUAAGCAUGAAGCUGAAUUAUGGCAUUGUACCUAAUCUGAAACAUUAUGCAUGCAUUGUUGAUCUACUUGGCCGAGCUGGGAAAUUGGCUGAUGCUCAUGAGUUCAUACAGAAGAUGCCUAUAAAUCCAGAUGCAGCUAUCUGGGGAGCCCUGUUAAAUGCCUGCGUGAUCCACAGGCAGGUUGAACUUGGUGAACUUGCAGCCCAGAAAAUAUUUGAAUUUGAUGCACACAGUGUAGGUUAUUACAUACUUAUCUGUAAUCUCUAUGCUGACAGUGGUAUGUGGGAAGAAGUUGCAAGGGUACGAAACAUGAUGAGGGAGAGGGGGCUAGCUGUAGAUCCUGGUUGCAGUUGGGUUGAGGUGAAGGGAAAAGUUCAUGCUUUCCUAAGUGGUGAUAACUUCCACCCUCAAAUAGAGGACCUCAAUGCAGUUUUGGAGGGAUUUUAUGAGAAAAUGAGAUCGGCGGCUUUGACAGAGCCAGAAAGUAGGCUUAACGAUGAAGUUGAAGCUUCAAAAGCUGAGAUCUUUUGUGGACACAGUGAGAGACUAGCAGUUGCAUUUGGCCUCAUCAAUACAGCCCCGGGGACCCCUAUAUGGGUGACAAAGAAUCUUUAUAUGUGCCAAAGCUGUCACAGUACUGUCAAGUUUAUCUCUAAGGUUGUGCGCCGGGAGAUUUGUGUAAGGGAUACUGAAAAGUUCCACCAUUUUAAGGAUGGCUUCUGUACCUGUGCGGAUGAAGGUUAUUGGGGAAAGCCAGAUAAUUGAGAAGCUAUACAAAUGUCGAGUAGAAUUCAGGCAUGAACACCUCCAGGUU
This is a messenger RNA of Fragaria vesca subsp. vesca, 2683 nucleotides long. RefSeq names its product pentatricopeptide repeat-containing protein At1g15510, chloroplastic-like. Lineage: Eukaryota; Viridiplantae; Streptophyta; Magnoliopsida; Rosales; Rosaceae. Bases 1 to 2634 code for a protein of 877 amino acids. Gene Ontology annotation, molecular function: zinc ion binding; protein binding; RNA binding. The transcript has a single exon. Gene Ontology annotation, biological process: RNA modification. The record is from RefSeq and is a predicted model, not a curated record.